GUCAUGGAGUCAAUAGCUCUGAUAUGAAUGCGGGAAUGGAAAGAGAAAGACAUUUCUUUUCUUAGAAAAUUUACAGACAAAUGAUUUUCUUUCAAAAGUUUUAUCAUUGUCAUCAUUAUUAUGAAAUGAAUAAAAGCUAAAUGCACAGCGUCGCAAGAGUCAUUUGCGAGCAUUACUGUAGUGUACAGCAAAGCUUUGAAAAUACUUCGCACUUCUUCUCAUCUUAAAAUGAGCAAGUUGUAUAGAGAAUCAGCUGAGAAGUUCAUCAAGUUUGUGAAUAGCUCACCAUCACCUUAUCAUGGAGUGGAAGAAUGCAAGAAACUGCUGCGAGAACAGAAUUUCAUUGAACUGAGAGAAACGUCUCCUUGGAAAAUUGAACAAGGAGGCAAGUAUUAUGUGACAAAGAAUCACUCAAGUAUAAUGGCAUUUGCUGUUGGUGGAAAUUUUACACCGGGAAAUGGUUUUAGUAUAGUUGGUGCACAUACUGACAGCCCUUGUUUUAAGGUAAAACCAAUUUCAAACAUCAAUAAGCAUGGUUACCUGCAAGUAGGUGUGGAAUGUUAUGGUGGUGGUAUUUGGAAUACAUGGUUUGACCGAGAUUUAACGGUAGCUGGACGAGUUAUUCUCAAGGAAAACGGUAAAAUGAAACACAAGUUGGUGCACAUCAAAAGGCCAAUCCUUCGUAUCCCUCAUCUUGCCAUUCAUUUACAGAGAGAUAUUAAUGACAAGUUUUCGCCAAAUUUGGAAAAUCAUACAAUUCCAAUCCUUGCAACAGAGGUAGCGAAACAACUUCAACAUACUACUGGCGACUCUAGUUCUGAAAAAUCAAGUGAAAUCACUUGUAAAGCAAACGCUCAUCAACCGGCUUUGAUCAGUUUGUUAUGUGAAGAAAUGUUGUGUAAAGCUGAAGAUAUUGUCGAUUUUGAAUUGUUUCUGGCUGACACUCAACCUGCGGCAAUAGGUGGAGUUUUGUCAGAGUUUAUCUUUUCACCAAGAUUAGACAAUCUCGUCAAUGCUUAUGCAUCAAUUCAAGGGUUAAUUAUGUCUCUUGAAGAGUCGUUUGCCACAGAUCCCAAUGUGAGAAUAGCGGUUCUUUAUGAUAAUGAAGAGGUCGGUUCUCAAAGUGCUCAAGGUGCGUGUUCCAAGUGGACAGAAUUGGUUUUGCGACGCAUUUCGCCUAAUAGUCAAGAAGACGCCACAUGUUUUGAGAGAAGUUUAGCAAAGUCUUUUCUUGUCAGUGCCGAUCAAGCUCAUGCUUGCCAUCCCAAUUAUGCAGAAAAACACGAAAUAAACUUGAGACCUGCAUUGCACAAGGGACCUGUGCUCAAAUACAAUGCCAAACAAAGAUACGCAACUACAGCUGUAACGGCAAGUGUUAUAAGAAUAGUGGCAGAGAAAUACGGAAUCCCGCUGCAGGAAUUUGCUGUGAAGAACGAUAGUCCCUGUGGCUCUACUAUCGGGCCUAUACUGUCAGCAAAGCUUGGUAUCAGUACUGUAGAUAUCGGCGGACCCCAACUUAGCAUGCAUUCAAUCCGUGAGAUGUGUUGUACUAGCAGUAUACACCAGUGUACACAAUUAUACAAGAAUUUCUUUGUUGAAUUUCCUGCUAUUCAGAAGUCAAUGGAAGAAAUGUAGACCAAACACGUCAAUUGUGGUUAACAUUCGACCUUAUGAUUAAUUGCACCAUGUGAAACAAUUCAUUAGAUGUUUCAAUUCUACUUUAACUUUCACCAAAAUGAAGAAUUUUUAUACAUACGAAUAACAGAAUUACGUACAAAUAUUUUCAACAUAAUUGUAGUAAACACUUCAUUAACACUUUUUCUGCACGUAAGGUACGAGUUUGCUUUGGGUGUUUUAAAACAACCGAUAAAAAUGAAAUCAAUAAAUGAAGUGUGUGUUUA
This is a messenger RNA of Xenia sp. Carnegie-2017, 1901 nucleotides long. Its product is annotated as aspartyl aminopeptidase-like. The transcript has 17 exons. The record is from RefSeq and is a predicted model, not a curated record. NCBI's taxonomy places the organism in Eukaryota, Metazoa, Cnidaria, Anthozoa, Malacalcyonacea, Xeniidae. The coding region runs from base 229 to 1635 and encodes 468 amino acids. Gene Ontology annotation, biological process: proteolysis. Gene Ontology annotation, molecular function: zinc ion binding; aminopeptidase activity.